UCCUAUUAAAGCAAAAUCACAAUAUGUUUGAGAUGCAUGAAAAACUUCCAAUAUCAAAGUUAAGUUUUGAAAACCAAAACAGAAACUGUAACAUAAAGAACUUUGUUGAGUUGAAAGGAGAGGACACACCCAUUCUGCAUGCUAACCAUGAACAAUUUUACACUGAAAUUAUAUUGCCUGUCAGCACCAAACCCAUCAAUAAUAAGUCGCAGGCCAUUCAGGAACAGAGAACUCACCACAUUGAGAAAGUCCACAUAUGCCCUGAAUGUGGGAAAGCCUUCAUGAAAAUGUCUCUGCUCACUGAUCAUCAGAGAGUUCAUUCUAGAGAAAAACCUAAUGGAUGCAGUCCAUGUAGUAAAGCCUUCUCUAGAAAGUCCAGGCUCACUGCCCAUCCAAGAAUUCAUAAUGAACUGAAACAGUAUGAAUGCACUAAAUGUGACAAAACCUUCCUCACGCCAUCACAGUUCAGUAUACAUCAGAAAACUCACAUGGGACAGAAAUCUUAUAUGUGCAGUGAAUGUGGUAAAGCAUUCAUCAAAAAGUCUCGGCUCAUUUAUCAUCAGCGAAGUCAUACAGGAGAGAAACCCCAUGGGUGCAGUUUAUGUGGCAAGAACUUCUCUACGAAGUUUAGUCUCACUACCCAUCAAAAAAUUCAUACAGGAGAGAAACCCCAUGGGUGCAAUAUAUGUGGAAAGACCUUCUCUACAAAGUUUUGUCUCACUAAACAUCAAAACACUCAUACAGGAGAGAAACCCCAUGGAUGCAGUCUAUGUGGGAAGACCUUCUCUACUAAGUUUAGUCUUACUACCCAUCAGAAAACUCAUACAGGAGAGAAACCUUAUACAUGCACAGAAUGUGGAAAAGGCUUUUCAGUGAAGCGUGGCCUCAUCCUACAUCAACGAACUCAUACUGGAGAGAAACCCUACAUAUGUAAUGAGUGUGGGAAAGACUUCACCUGGAAAAACACUCUCAUCAGACAUCAGCGAGCACAUACAGGAGAGAAGCCCUAUGUAUGUAUUGUAUGUGAAAAAGGCUUCACCAUGAAGACUGAUCUCACUGUACAUCAAAGAACUCAUACUUUAGAGAAACUGUAUGUGUGUAGUGAAUGUGGGAAAGGCUUCUCAAUGAAGCACUGCCUCAUUGUACAUCAGCGAAUUCAUACUGGAGAUAAACCUUAUGUAUGUAAUGAGUGUGGGAAAUGCUUUCCCUGGAUGUGCCCUCUCAUCAGACACCAACGAGCACAUACAGGAGAGAAACCCUAUGUAUGCAAUGUAUGUGGAAAAGGCUUCAGCAUGAAGGGGGGUCUCACUGUCCAUGAGCAAACUCAUACUUCUGAGAAACCAUAUAUGUGUAAAGAAUGUGGGAAAGGCUUUACUCAGAAGUACAAACUCAGUGUACAUCAGCGCAUUCACACGGGAGAGAAACCCUAUGUGUGCAGUGAAUGUGGAAAAGGCUUUGCAGUGAAAAACAAGCUGAUUGUACAUCAGCAGAUUCAUACGGGAGCGAAACCUCAUGUUGUAGUGAAUGUGGGAAAGGCUUCAUCUUAAAGAGCCCUGCCAUCUGACAACAGUAAACAUACAGGAGAGAAGCCUUAUGUAUGUAGUGUAUGUGGAAAUGGUUUCACCAUGAAGAGUGAUCUCAGUGUACAUUGGUGCACUUAUAUGUAAGAGAAACCUUAAAUAUUCAAUGAAUGUGUCAAAGGCUAAGCUGGAAAAAGCAUGCUCAUUGCACCUCUGCAAAUUCAUAUGCAGAUAAACUAUAUGCCAUGAAUGGACUUCACCAUGAAGAAUACUCUAAGUAUACAUCAACAAAUUCAUACCACAGAGAAGCCAUACAAAUGCAAUGGAUGUGGUGAAGGCUUUAGGAAAAAGAUAUGCCUCGUGCAACAUCAGAGAUUUCACUAAGGAAAGACUUUUCAUGUUCUGAACGUGGGAAAUUCUCAUUGUGCAAAAAUAAUCUCAUUACCCAUCAGAA
Molecule: messenger RNA, 1974 nt
Organism: Myotis brandtii (Brandt's bat)
Lineage: Eukaryota; Metazoa; Chordata; Mammalia; Chiroptera; Vespertilionidae
Product: zinc finger protein 615-like
Exons: 1
Coding region: 24-1547 (507 amino acids)
Biological process (GO): regulation of cytokine production; negative regulation of transcription by RNA polymerase II; regulation of immune system process
Source: RefSeq, a predicted model, not a curated record